Molecule: messenger RNA, 1549 nt
Organism: Didymodactylos carnosus
Lineage: Eukaryota; Metazoa; Rotifera; Eurotatoria; Philodinida; Philodinidae
Source: the annotation of a GenBank genome assembly
AAAUGAAACUUAUUGAAACAUAGGACAUUCUAAAUUUCAGACGUAUUAGAGGGUCACCCUAAUUAGAAGGUCAUGAAAAAAGUAAUGAUGUGCCGAGACACUGUAUAAGGGCAUGGCCUUUUAUUCUUAUACUUUUCUGCCGUGAGGUUCUGCAUUUUUCGUUUUUUUCUUUUCUUUUUUCAAGUUUAUUUGCUCCUUUUCUCUUUUAUAAGGUGGAGUGUUUAUUUUCCGUAACAACGCUUUUUGUUCUUAUCUAGCAGUUCACGUCGACAUUUCGGUAUUGUUUGCUUCAAGGUGGAAAUAAAGGUCAGUUCAGGUCGUGUAAUCCAUGACAUACACUGUAUCGCAGUCAGAUUCAUGGUCAUAGAUGCUCCGUGGUGUGUUGAGUUGAUUCAACACUGCACCCAUCGUCAGCAACCAAGGUGCCCAGCGUAGAGGAAUUUGAGUUGGGUGGAACUUUCAGUAUACGAUCGUUGACCCAAACCGACAGAUAAAGAUAAUCAAAUCCAGUUCACGGAUUUCAGUCCUCUGAUUGAAAGGGCAGAGAAGACAACGUCGAGCUGCAGUUUUCUAUUUUAGAAAAUAAUUUUGAUCAUUUCUGUUGGUUUGCACUAGUACUUGUUAUUUAUAACGUUUUUUAAAAAUGUUCUAACAUGUUUCUGUUUCUGCCGCGAUUGAGGCACGCUUUUUGUUGGAUUUUCAUUGGAUGGUAUCGGAAUAAAACAUGUGGAUAGACAAAAGAUUAUCUUCAGUCAGAAGUUAACGAGCAGUUUGUGAGAACCGUAUUUUUGGACCAAGAAUCUGAUUUUCAUAUCCGCGACCAGUAAUAUCGCCCUUCUCAGAAACUUGUUCUGGUCAUAUGGCUCAUUUCGAAUGAAUAAGAGGACCAUCAACUUAUAUUCAGUUUUCUUUCGCAAAUUUUUUAGGUUUUCUAGGUUUAACUAUAUCGGUCUGUGUUUUUCCGCACCCACUGAAAAGCAAUAGCGGCGUGUCUCAAUCACGGCAGGAACAUUAAUGAAAUUCAUAGCAGAAAUACACGAAUGUCAGAACUUUGAAAACGUAAGAUAUGACCGGAAUGAGUUUGUGAGAAGAGCGAUAUUUAAAAGGUUAAAUUUAAAAAAAGAACUUCUAGAUGAUGCAUUAUGUUUGCUAACGUGGAAUAAUUGAGUAACCAACGAGAAGAAAAAGAAAAUAAUCAUAUAGUAAUCUAAUCCUAUUUAAUAAUAAAACAAUAUGACAUAUUCUUUUGUGCCCAAAAUAAUUUCAGUUAGUCACAUUCAGCACAGAAGAGAAUAAAUAAACAACAGUUAAGAGUAUACGGAACAAAUACAUCUCGGUAAAUUUUAUAUUUUUCUCCAGCCAGCUACCAUCAAUACAAAUGUCGGAUUGGUCCGAUGAACCGGCGGCUGCAUCAUUGACUGAUUGGGAUGAUAAGGGUGACGAAAAUAAACCACCAUUAUCGAUCCCAACAUAUACAAAUGUAGAUGUAAAUAAAUUACCAGAAUUAAAAUUCGACAGUACAACGGCUUUGACAACGGCUUCUACAACG